Molecule: messenger RNA, 6510 nt
Organism: Poecilia latipinna (sailfin molly)
Lineage: Eukaryota; Metazoa; Chordata; Actinopteri; Cyprinodontiformes; Poeciliidae
Product: probable G-protein coupled receptor 52
Exons: 1
Coding region: 1619-2737 (372 amino acids)
Biological process (GO): G protein-coupled receptor signaling pathway
Cellular component (GO): membrane
Molecular function (GO): G protein-coupled receptor activity
Source: RefSeq, a predicted model, not a curated record
GGGAGGGAGGGAAGUGUAAGCCAGUCACAGCAUCUCUCCUCACUGCACCAGGGCUGAGGGACUCCUCGUCCCCUCUCUUCCCUCGCUGCAGUUUUAACUCAUCUCCAUCAAUGCAGUCAUCCUUUUUUUAUUUUUGCUUGUUGCUUUGGAUAACUGCGUUGCUUUUUCAUUUUCCCUAUUCCAGGAUGCAAGGAUUUAUUUGUUGAAAAAAACAAUCCCAAAGCAUGGAUUGCCUUGUUUGACUGAGGCAAAAGGGGCUUUUUCCAAAACCCAACGCUAAACACCGGGACUCCAACUGGGACUUUCUUUUUGUUGCUUUGCUGCUAGAGUGGAUUCCCCCCUUUUUGUUGAACUUCCAGGAUCUUGAUCAGAGUGAAAGACGUGGACUUAAAGACAAAGACAUAGGAUCCUAUACAGUUUUCGAGGAGUAGUUAGAAAAACUACGGUUGCAUCAAGCACUUGUGGAGAAGGCAUCAUGUCAGUAACAAGUUUAUGGGAUAAUUGAAAGGUGCACUGAUUGAGACCCGUCUCUGCAAGUGUGGCCACAGGGAUUUCUGAGGAGUGGAAGUGAGUGGAGCUCUGAGUUUGUCAGCUGGCCUCUCCUUACUCCUAGAGUGUCUUUUCACCCAACCCCAUGGGAUUCUGACAUUUAACCCGUCUAUCAGAUCCUGCAUGUUUUCACAUUUUGUUUUGUUUGUGCAACUUGCAGUCCAGUAACUCUGAGAGGCAAGCUCGUACUUUUGGAUUUAAGCCUUUUCUGCGUGACGGGGACAUUUUGACACGCUUUGUUUGACCAAAUUCUAGUAAUGCCUUAUAAACAAAUUCUCCCCCCACUGCCGUAUGCGCUGAAAGAGCUGUGACAUUAUCUGCUGUGGAUAUCCCGCUGUUAUUGUAGCCUGUGUCUGUGUUUUGAUUCAGACAAUAGCUGGGCAUACAUGGGCUCCAGACGCUGACAGAGAACCACCAAAAUAAGGGAAGCCUCCUCUAUCACUCACCACAAAUUGAAACUUUGAAUUAAACUGAAGAGCCAAUCCUCAUGAGGCUCUUUAAAAUAAUCUAAGCUAUAUUUUUUGUUUGGGAGAGUAUCUGCUGGAGGAAGCAUGCUCUCAGUUUUGUCCCGUAACCUUGUGUGGUUUCCUUCUUCACAUCUUCUGUGCUCUCUGCCCCUGUGGUGACGACUUAAAAUCUCCAGCCUCCUGGUGGCAACUCUCAUUAAAAUCAUGCAACGAGGCCACAGAUCGGGGCUCCAAACCAGCAGGGAAACUCGCCUCUGGGAUCAAUGCUGGUAGCGGGACUAAUGCCACUUCACUUUUGGUUGAAUCAUUUUUCCUAUUCCACUGACUGCCAUGACCAGCCAUGCUCAGUUUGAAAGAAGGGAGAAACAAGUUGUCAUGUUGUUUCAGAGACCGUACUGAUUUUCCUCCAGUCACCGUUCAUUUGAUUGAGACGCAGUGAUGUGAGGGUAUGCUGAGCAAAAGCACAGGUGUGCUUGAGAGAAUAAUACGCUUUUUGAACUGAGGGGUGGUGAAGAACCAGAGGGACACAGGCAGAUCUCCGGUUUCAAGUCAGUCUGCUUAUGGGUGGCAUACGACAAAUCUGACUCACCUACACCGAGAAAAUGAACCACUCUGAACUGACGACAGAUCCUACGCUCACCGCCAACAGCAGCGAUGGAGACAUCUUUUCUGGCAGGGUCUCCAACCACUCCUGUCCGUUGGGAUGGGGGUUGAAGGAAGGCGUGGAGGCGUGCAUAUUGGAGACUGUUGUCAUCGUGCUUUUGACGGUCCUCAUUAUCGUCGGGAACCUGACGGUGAUCUUCGUGUUUCACUGUGCCCCUCUGCUGCAUCACUACACCACAAGCUACUUCAUCCAGACGAUGGCCUACGCUGAUCUGCUGGUUGGUCUCAGUUGCCUUGUGCCCACCUUCUCUCUGCUACACUACCCAGCAGGUGUCCAGGAACCAAUCACGUGCCAGGUUUUCAGCUACGUCAUCUCUGUUCUGAAGAGCGUCUCAAUGGCCUGUUUGGCCUGCAUCAGUGUGGAUCGUUACCUAGCCAUAACUAAACCACUAUCAUACAACCAACUGGUGACGCCAUGUCGACUACGAGGCUGCAUCGCCAUCAUUUGGGUUUACUCCAGCCUGGUGUUCUUGCCCUCCUUCUUUGGUUGGGGUAAGCCAGGAUACCAUGGGGAUAUAUUUGAAUGGUGCGCUCACUCUUGGCCCACCUCGGCCAUAUUCACUGGCUUCGUGGUGUGCUUUCUUUAUGCACCCGCCGCACUUGUCGUCUGUUUUACCUAUUACCACAUCUUUCGCAUUUGCCAACAACACAACAGGGAGAUCAGUGAACGGAGAGCCCGGUUCCCCAGCCAGGAGAUGGAGCCCGGGGAGGGUAACGGCGGUGGGCAUCACGGAGGGCACGGACCGGAUCGACGCUACGCCAUGGUGCUGUUCCGCAUCACAAGCGUUUUCUAUAUGCUUUGGCUUCCUUACAUAAUCUACUUUCUUCUAGAGAGUUCUCACGUGUUAGAUAUCCCCGCCCUGUCCUUCAUCACCACCUGGCUGGCCAUUAGCAACAGCUUCUGCAACUGUGUCAUCUACAGUCUGUCGAACAGCGUGUUUCGCUUGGGCAUGCGCAGACUGUCACAGACUAUGUGCUCUUUCAGCCACUGUGGUGCAGACGAAAGGGAUUUUGGGGAGCCCAAACCGAGGAAAAGAGCAAACUCAUGCUCCAUCUGAGUGACUGCUUUAUUAACGGGGUUAAAAUUCUCCUAAAAAGUUCAUUUUCAGUAGAAAAUCUGGAAAGGCCUUUCUGUUUUGUCAAACAAUAAUCUUGACUCGCUCAAAAUAAAAUGGUGACUGGGGUUUUCAAGGAGACAGAUACAGUGUCUAGACAGAGAAUAUUAAUGAGAGGUGGGCUUUCUGUGAUGGAUUUUAUUAUCCCGCACCACAGAGGCUUAGUCAGGCCUUUACAUUAUGCCAGGCCGAGAGCAAAAGCAAAACGACAAACAUCCCCAAAAAUGAACAAUUAAACAGCUAAUUUUACCUUAAUGCUUGUCAAACUUUUAUUUAUACUUGUGAUUUUUAAUCCAUCAUAAUGUCCAUUUAAAUACACUUUAAGGUCCCUCAUUAACAUCAGACAUAUUUAAAGACAUGAACAGUGACCAUGACAACAGCAGCUGAUGAAUAUUAAAGCACAUAAUCAUGACUGUUUUUUAUUUAUUUAUUGAGGAAAAUAUCAUUUUUCUAGUUAUUCAUUUUGUUUUCCUUCGACAACUGAUCUGACUGUUGAAAUCGGCGCCUUAACAAAGUUAUCAAUGCAUUUUAUUUAUUUAUUUUAUUUAUUUCUAAACUAAUCAUUAGCUAUAAAUGGAAGAAAGCAUUUUUUUUUCCAAACGUAAGGAUAGUCGCCCAGGUGUGUCUUGUGUUUUCUGUGUGUUUUAGAGUGAUGUGUUGAAGAUGGUAGUGGAUUUUAUUUCGGAGCAGCAAAGUGUGGGGGUUUAGAUUAAUGUAAUCUGAUGUAGUUUGAAACUGCUGUAAGGAUAAAUCUGAUCUGAAAUUACAUGCCCAGUUGUGUAAAUGCUUAAGCCUGCAGGAACACGGUUAUGGGUUGUAGAUCUGUGCAUUGAACAGUACUCUAUUAUUCUUUUUUGUUUGUUUUGUCUUAUUUUUCUUAUUUUUUACAAUUUCUUCUUAAUAGUGCUCUUAAUCAUUUUUCUGUGCUUUUUAUCAAUACAUUGUGAUAAAUAGGAAAGACGACACAAAGCCCUCACACAAAGGUUGGUGGAAAUGAAAAUUAGAUCAAACUCACAUCUAUAUAAUGAAAUUAAAGUGUUUUACCGGACAGUUUUUAAUCUGAUACUAAUAGUUUAGAAAAUAAAGAAAAGAAAAAAAAAGAAAACUGUAGUUCUUUGCUUUAAUUUUAAUUACUUUUCCUGUUUUGUCACAGCCUAGCCAAAAUAUUUCAACCUCUUAACCUUUUUUCAUAUUUUUGAUGCUACAUCUAUAAGCUUGAGUGUAAUUUAUGGGAUGAACAAACACAAAGUGGUGGAUAAUGGAGGAAAAUAAACAUGAAACAUGGUUUCAAUUGUUGCACUCAUUUUUAUUCAGACAUCCUGAGUCAAUAUUUAAUAGAGCAACAAUUUGCAGUAAUUGGAGCUGCAAAAUUUUUAGAGUACGUCUCUACCAACGGAGACUCAAGUGUUGCUCAAACUCAGUGAGGUUGGAUGGAGAGUAUAUCUGGACUUAGAUAUUCAACUCUGGCCAAUGAUUCUUCUCUGAUUUCAGGUCUGUUCUUGCUGGUCCAUUACAUACAAAUAGGUUUUCAAAGCACCUCAUUGUAAUUUUGGAUGCUACUUAAGUUAACCGACCUUCUCUUAAAUCUUUUCCUGCCUGAACGUGAUUAUAUUUGUUUAUUUGUCUCCAUUCAUCGAUUCAUAAAUUGCGAAAAGCUGUUCCUGAUGAAGGAAGGCAUCCCCACAGCAUAAUGCUACUCCUACUAUGUGUCAUUGUUGAUAUGAUGUGCAGUCCAGUUCAUCCUUAGCCUCUUCUGACCGUUCUUCCUCAUGUUUGCUGUUUGCUCCAAAUGACUGAUUGCAAACUUUAAGCAGAAUAUCUUAUAGAUUCCUUUAAUUAUUUUUUUCUAUUUUCCAUCAUGACCAGAUUGUCCACAGAUGUCCAACCUGAGCCUGUGGCUUUAAACCUCUGAAUUGAUUUGUAUUUAUACAGUUUAUUUAUAUUUAUACAAAUAAAUUCAGAAGUUUAAAUAAAUUAAGUUAUGCAGUUUGAUCCAGUUUGAUCAAAUUUCUAAGUAUUCUGCUUAUAAAAUUAAAGAAAUUGUAUGCAUCCUCUUUCAGUGACUCUACAACCAUGCAUUACUUUGUGUUGGUGUAUCACAUAAUAUCCCUAAUAAAAUACAUGGAUGGAUUUAGUUGGAGGUUAUGGAAUAUUUUGUAAGGGAUAGGAUGCAAGCUUCAAAUAAAAUGAAACGUAAGUUUUUAUUCUCAUCUGUUGCUUAGGAGUCAAAAUAUUCCAGUUUCAGCCCUGAUCAGCUGCUUCCUGGUAAAUUUUAAUUAAUGUUUCCAAUAGGAGCUUCUCUCAGUUGAAGUACCAUACUCUCACAGUAAUGUUUAAGCCUUAAUAUGUUAGGUACUUUUUGGGAUUCUUUUUGUGUUUAAUAAGAAAAGCAACAGAGCACAUGUGUCCCUUUAGGACUGUGUUUCGCCCAUUUGCUAUUCUCUGUGUUUUCCUCGCUUUAAAGCUGCUGAUUGCAUUGUCGUAUGUUAAAAAGCAGAUUACAUUCAGACUUCUUAGGAGUCAGUGUGGCUUUGUUUUUAAGCCAGGAUUUGGUAAAUCGUAAUGUGACUGGAAACGUUUGUUUCUUGUAGCUUAAUGAUCUACCUGUUUAAAAUAAUGAAAGGUGAAUUCUGUGAAGCUACAAAAUGUUUUUCAUGCAGCUUUAAUGCACUACACAUUGUUCUGCUUAUGUGCCUAAAAAAAAAAGGUUGUUUUGUAGGAAAUGGAUGUUUAGAAAUGAUAAACAUGAAAUGCUGCAUUUUUAAAACCACCCUCAACAUGUUCAAGGAUCAUUGGACUUUCUUUGCCAUGACUUUGUGAAAACUGCAGUGACAACCACUGGGACUAUGAGUUGCUUUUAAUCUUUGAUUUCUCUCUGUCCCAUCUGUGGUAGAUUUCCCCUUUGUAGCUAUACUGUCUGGUCUAUAUAAAGAAUAACAAAGGGAAGCACCAACAAAUACCAGCCUCACAAUACUCUGUCAUUUGACUUUAAUGGGAUGCAUUUUUGGUGCUUUUUUUCUUUUUUUAGUUCUGUUGGAUUUUAGGUGAAAAUUAGGUCAGGUAGAGCAAAUGUGCUGAUCAGUCCUGUAUAAACUUAAUGUGGUAAAAAGUCAUUAACAGAAAAAGAAAAGUUUCUUUUAAAGUAAACUUAUAAAGUUCAUUUGUUAACAAAAUUGACUUUGUUUACUGAAAUUGCAGAUUAUUCUUCAUCUGGUAUGAUUUGUUACAGGGUAUUUCAAGAAGAUAUUAUAAAAAAAAACAACAAUAAAUUAAUGUUUCUGUACGGCACUGAACAAACCGCAGUGGUAGCAAGUCAAAAACUGUAACAUGUUGUAAACAAGUCCUCUUGAUUUCAUGUGCAUUGAUAGGAACAUUUGCACACGACUAUAAAUUAGAGGGUGAUAGAUAUUUAUUAAUAAAGUGGUUUAUAAAUAUUUACACAGUAUACUGUAUAUGGGAAUACUAUAUGUAAAGUGUGUGUAACUUGUUUUUACUCUGCUGUGAUCCUCACUUUUCAAAAAGAGAUAAAGCAAGGUAUGUGUGCAUAUAUUUGUGUUAAAACAACCUCUAUAGGCUGCUGCUGUUUUGAGUAGAAGGUGAGUUUGUUAAAUUACACAAUCUAUAUUUUUUUAUUUUGAAACUGUGUCAAAAAGACUAUGGUUUUGCUGUUACUGCCGAACCAAAUAAAAGUAAAAAAAAAAAAAUAUUGACGUACA